Ostrea edulis (European flat oyster) is the source of this 2604-nucleotide messenger RNA. RefSeq names its product eukaryotic translation initiation factor 5-like. The transcript is spliced from 12 exons. Gene Ontology annotation, molecular function: translation initiation factor activity; GDP-dissociation inhibitor activity; eukaryotic initiation factor eIF2 binding. NCBI's taxonomy places the organism in Eukaryota, Metazoa, Mollusca, Bivalvia, Ostreida, Ostreidae. The record is from RefSeq and is a predicted model, not a curated record. Gene Ontology annotation, biological process: translational initiation; formation of cytoplasmic translation initiation complex; formation of translation preinitiation complex. Bases 459 to 1814 code for a protein of 451 amino acids. Gene Ontology annotation, cellular component: cytosol.
AAUUUUCUAUUAUUAGACUACGUCUAUGCCUCGUGAUAUUUUAUCAGUGCCUGGGUUGUAAAGGAAUCGUUAUAAAGUUAGUCCAUCCGGGCAGUCUGCACUAUAAAAUCUACUCAUCAACAAAUAAAAUGAUAUAAUUUUUGUAUCUGAUCCAGCGUUCCAAAGAACAGAGUUUAACCGUUUGGAGGAAACAUAUUGGGAUUGAAAUCCCUUGGCGAACGCCAGACAUAUUUUUACCUUUCUUUAUUCGUUGUGAUCGUUUUUAUGACGGUUUUGAGAAAAGACGGGCCAUUGCCGUGGCAUCCAGGAAGUAUAGAAACUAAAAACUUUCAGAAGACCAUAGAACCUAUACAGGGGUUUAUGAAUUACCAACAGUAUUGUUACUCAUUUCAAGCUGGGAGUGGACUUCACCGAAAACACAAAACAAGCAUUAGAAAUUGUACAGUGAAUCGGUCAAAAUGGCCGCAAUUAACAUCAACAGCGAGGUCACUGACCAGUUCUACCGCUAUAAGAUGCCUAGGCUCAUAGCUAAGGUUGAGGGAAAAGGGAAUGGGAUUAAAACUGUUAUUGUGAAUAUGCCUGAAAUUGCCAAGGCAUUAUCAAGGCCACCAACAUAUCCAACAAAGUAUUUUGGAUGUGAAUUAGGAGCACAAACCAUGUUUGACUUCAAAAAUGAACGCUUUAUUGUCAAUGGUUCUCAUGAUGCCAGCAAGCUUCAGUUGCUUUUGGAUGGCUUCAUCAAACGUUUUGUACUGUGUCCUGAGUGUUCUAACCCAGAAACUCAACUAAAUUGCUCUCAAAAGAAACAGACUAUCUCACAACGGUGCAUUGCUUGUGGUAACACUGGCAUGAUUGAUAUGCGGCACAAACUGACAACAUUCAUCCUGAAAAAUCCUCCUGAUCAGGAUCCUGCUGCAACACCCACCAAGCAGACUAAGAAGGACAAGAAGAAGAAUAAGGCUGUAAAUGGAGAGAAGAAGGAUGAUAGAGCCAGCCCUGAGGCUAAUGCUCAGGAGCAAAUGGCAGCCCAGAGAGCUAGUGGAGGUGUUGUUGAUGCUCCCCCAGUUGUGGAAACGAGUAAGAAUGAGGAUGAGGAUGACUGGGGGGAAGACUUCAGUGAGGAGGCAGUGAGGAAUAGAAUGGAGGAGCUCAGUACAGCAGCUAAACAGAUGGCCUUCACUGAUGACUUGGAGAAAACACAGGAAGAACGACUCAACAUGUUCUACAAGUUUGUUGAGUUGAAGCGUGAAACUUUUCCAGGAGGAGGAGACAAAGAGGUUGUUGCUGAAGCCGAACGUCUAGAAAUCAAGGACAAGGCACCUUUGAUAUUGGUCGAAGUGCUUCUUGAUGUGAAGGUGCUUCAACAGCUGAAACAGCACCGCAAUCUCUUCUUAAGGUUUUGCCAUGAAAAUCCCAAAUCACAAAAGUAUAUGCUGGGAGGUAUUGAACAACUAGUGGGAAAUGUACACAAAGAAGAAUUAUUGCCUAAAGUACCCCACGUCUUGAAAACAUUAUAUGACCUUGAUAUUAUUGAUGAGGAAGUCUUGCUAGAGUGGGACAAAAAGGUGUCAAAGAAGUAUGUUGACAAGAAGGUUUCAGCUGAAAUUCAUGAGAAAGCAACACCUUUCAUUAACUGGCUGAAGGAAGCAGAAGAGGAUGACUCUGAGGAGGAGGAAGAAGAAGAGGAGGACCAAGUGGAGGUGGUCUAUUCCAAUUUUGAGGGAGUUGGCCAAAAGGAAGUGCAGAGACCAGUAGCCAGGGAGGCACCUCCUGCACAGGACGAGGAGGAUGAUCUUGAUAUUGAUGAUAUCUAAGGAUGUCAUAUAUCAAAGAUGCAUAUAGAUGUAUUCUUCUAUCUUUUGGGACUUUCUUCAUUCCAUGAAAAUUAUUUGCUUUGUGAUAGCUGAAUUGUCAGCAACUGCUGUAAAUUCAUAUGUCAUGUUAUUUAGAUCUUCUAAUGCAGGAUUUUCUGAUUGAUUUCAUGAAUAUUUUUAUGAUAUAUAUGGUGUCAGAUUAGAUUAGUGAAAUCAAAGUCAUGUAGUUUUUAUGUUUCAGAUUUGAAUUAAUUGAUGGAUGAACUUUGUGUUUUGUCUUCUGUUUCAAUUUUUACAUAGAAGACAGCUUUGUUUUAAAUUCGUUUUGUUUUCUUUUUACCCAUGCAUUUAAUAGAGGUUUGCAAAACUUUGCAUUAAUAUGGAAGUGCAUGUAUCAGAUUCAUACUUGUGAAAUGACUCCUAAUUCUUAUGAGUGAGGAAACUAGUGAACAUUAUUAACCAGCUUUUUUGUGAAAUUGUUUUAAUUGCUUUUGGUUAAUUGCAGUAAUAAGAUGUAAUAAUCAGAUAUUAGAUUUCUGUUUCUAUCACUGGCUCUUCCUAUUUGUACAUUAUAACAUGUUAUAUCUUAAUAUGUGCAUGUUACUAUUUAUCUAAUGUUUGUUUUUGCAUCUGUAUUCAGUAUGUAACAAGUGGACAUUGACAUACUGGACUGGCAUCAUUGUUACAAACUGUUGUCUUUUGAGGGGUUUUUUUAAAACCAAGAAAAAAAAUGCUUCGGAAGAAUCUACUACUCUCAGUAAAAUUGUAGUGCAUAGAUAUGUGUUCAUCA